Molecule: messenger RNA, 805 nt
Organism: Acaromyces ingoldii
Lineage: Eukaryota; Fungi; Basidiomycota; Exobasidiomycetes; Exobasidiales; Cryptobasidiaceae
Exons: 1
Coding region: 153-608 (151 amino acids)
Source: RefSeq, a predicted model, not a curated record
AGUUCCGAAAGGGCAAAUCGAACGGCUUCACUUCUUGGAAAGAUGCGGCCGAGCAGCGGAAAGUGGCUUGUUUCUAAAACUGCAGCCCAAUUUAACCCACAGUCGCACAGCCGCCGGCUGGUUCAGUGGCGCGUGUCACCACUAGCUGCACUAUGCGUUUGAGACGUGGAGCCCUACCGGCGUGUCGAUGCACCCAGUCCAGUUGUGCCGCGAUCAUCGCUCAGCUCACACCCCCAAUCGGCCUCUCUCUCCCGGCCAGACCUCGUCGAUCGGAGAUGUUACUCACUCGCAAUGGCACAGAUUGGCCACCUAAUGCGGGAGACGCUCGUCAAGUGCUCUCGCCCUGGGACCCUCUUCAGCUGGCAACGCUAGACAGGUCGCACUUUAAAGAGGGCACCGUAAGCCGAGAUCAGAAGGUGUUACCUAAGUCAGAUGCGGCAUUUUCGGCGGCCUCUUACAAAAUUGGCUCACUUCGGGGCGUCUUUAGGUACACCCAAUGUGGCAUUCAGUACAUUCUCCCUGGCAAGCUGGAGCACACAGACUGGCCUACCAUCUCAGAGCUCCAACUCAGACCUAGCCAUAGCUGCGCACAGGCGAGCAAUAACUGACAGUGUUCAUUAAACCCGCCAUAGUUCAAAGUCUCCUAGGUCGGUGCCACCUUCGCAGCUCUCCGCGUCUUCAUGUUUCCGCGAAUACGUCCGCCGCCAAGCGCAAGGAGACAUGAUGCGCUGUCCCAUCAGUCCGCCCCUGAUAUCUUGCAAUCUCCACGUCGGACAGUGUCGAGACCAAAGGCGCGAAGCGACAA